AUGUCACUGGAGGUUUACCCCGCGACCCCCGCCGAUGCGCCCGCACUUACGCAAGUGUUCUACGCGGCCUUCCGUAGCGAUGCCGACAAGGCCAUGUUUCCAAAUACGCCGGACGGGACAGAAUGGUGGGAGAAGGUUUUCAGCACCGCAAUCACCCGCUCGAUUGCAGGCGAGUCCAACGAGAUAUUCUUCAAGGUGACGGAGGGGUCGGAGAGUGGCCCCAUCGUCGCGUUCGCAAAAUGGAAGCGUCCCGCACCCGCAGAUCACGAUCGGCGCGAGGAACAGAUCAUGUGGCCUGCUAGUAGCGAUAAGGAGCUUUGCGAUCGGUUUUUCUGGGGCAUGGAAGCGCAACAUCAGAAGUGGAUGGGGGAUAGACCUCAUUAUUAUCUGGAUAUGCUGGGUGUCCACCAUUCGUACCAGGGCAAAGGACUGGGCUCGAAGCUCCUCAAAUGGGGUCUCACGCGCGCUGAUACUGAAGGUGUGGAGGUUUAUCUGGGUGCAUCUCCGGCUGGAAGACCUUUGUAUGCGAAAUAUGGGUUCCGGGAGGUUGGUACCUUUUCGCCAUACCCCGACUAUGUGCUGGUGAUGAUGAUACGCUCACCCAAUGCACAACAGAAAUUGGAGUGA
Messenger RNA from Penicillium robsamsonii, 627 nucleotides. RefSeq names its product Acyl-CoA N-acyltransferase. The record is from RefSeq and is a predicted model, not a curated record. The transcript has 2 exons. NCBI's taxonomy places the organism in Eukaryota, Fungi, Ascomycota, Eurotiomycetes, Eurotiales, Aspergillaceae. Gene Ontology annotation, molecular function: acyltransferase activity, transferring groups other than amino-acyl groups. The coding region runs from base 1 to 627 and encodes 208 amino acids.